Molecule: messenger RNA, 1410 nt
Organism: Grammomys surdaster
Lineage: Eukaryota; Metazoa; Chordata; Mammalia; Rodentia; Muridae
Gene: Pramef12
Product: PRAME family member 12
Exons: 3
Coding region: 1-1410 (469 amino acids)
Biological process (GO): negative regulation of cell differentiation; negative regulation of apoptotic process; negative regulation of DNA-templated transcription
Cellular component (GO): cytoplasm
Source: RefSeq, a predicted model, not a curated record
AUGAGCUUGCGGUCCACACCCACACUCCUGCAGCUAGCAAUGCAAAGUCUGAUGAGGGAUGAGGCCUUGGCCAUCUCUUCUCUGCAGGACCUGCCCAUGGAGCUCUUCCCACCACUCUUCAACGAUGCCUUCACCCACAAACGAUUUAACAUCCUGAGGAAGAUGGUGCAGGUUUGGCCUUUUCCGUGUCUCCCACUGGGUGGUCUGAUGAAGAUGAAGGCAUCGUAUCUGGAUAUCUUACAAACCGUACUGGAAGGGAUUGAUGCACUGCUUGACCAGAAUAUUCACCCCAGUAGUUACAAACUGCGAAUUCUGGAUUUGCGGGCUUUGCACAAGGACUUCUGGACUGUUUGGGCUGCAGAUACGAUGGCAUCUUGCAAUCCGGAGGCCAAGAGUAAGAGAAAACCACAAAGGAGAGGUCCGAAGAUACUAACCAAGCCAAACUCGUUGCAAGUGUUUAUAGACCUGUUCCUCAAACCAAGAGCCUUGAAUACGUGCCUGUCCUAUGUCUUCCAGUGGGUAAGAGAGAGAAAAGCUUUGCUGCAGCUUGUCUGUAAGAAGCUGAGGAUCAACACGGUAGGUAUCCCGAGCAUCGUGACGGUUCUGGAAGUGCUGGACCUGGACUGUGUGGAGGAAGUGGAAGUGUGCUGCGCCUGGAAGCUGUCCACUCUGGCUGUCUUUGCUCCUUACCUGGGCCAAAUGAAGAAUCUUCUCACGUUCAUUCUCUGUCGCAUCCACGUGCCUGAUUCUGUUACCCCUGAGGAGAAGCAGCAGUUGGUCAGCCAGGUCGGAUCUCAGUUUCUCAACCUGCAGUGCCUCCAGGAUCUCUCCCUGGACUCCAUCUGCGUCCUCAAAGGUGAAAUGGACCAGCUGUUCAGGUGCCUGGUGGCCCCCUUGGAGAUCCUGUCUAUCACUGAUUGCCAGCUGUCGGAAUCAGACUUGAAGUCCCUGUCUGAGAGUCCAGGCAUCCGACAGCUCAAACACCUGAACCUGAGUGGUGUCAAUCUGACCAACUUGAGUCCUGAGCCCCUUUGCGCCCUGCUGGAAAGAGUUGCACCCACCUUGAAGACCCUGGACUUGGAGAACUGUAUGAUUAUGGACUCUCAGCUCAAUGUCUUCUUGCCUGCCCUGAGUCAGUGUGUUCAGCUCAUCAUGUUCAACUACAUAAGGAAUCCCAUCUCCAUGGCUUUUCUGGAGCGCCUGCUCUACCACACUGCCAAGCUGAGCUGCUUAAGCUUGGAGAUGUAUUCUACCCCGUGGGAGAUUUAUGGUGCCCAGGGUGCUCUCCACCAUAGGAGGCUAGAUGAGCUGCGAGAGGAGCUGAGCAAGACAAUGAUGAAUCUAGAACACACCAGGACGGUCUGGUUCAGUGUCGCACCCUGUCUUCCUCCUGACAACCAGGCCAUAUGA